Molecule: messenger RNA, 3815 nt
Organism: Gadus chalcogrammus (walleye pollock)
Lineage: Eukaryota; Metazoa; Chordata; Actinopteri; Gadiformes; Gadidae
Gene: nop14
Product: NOP14 nucleolar protein homolog (yeast)
Exons: 19
Coding region: 198-2831 (877 amino acids)
Biological process (GO): maturation of SSU-rRNA
Cellular component (GO): nucleolus; Noc4p-Nop14p complex; small-subunit processome
Source: RefSeq, a predicted model, not a curated record
UUCAUAACUACCUUGUGUUCAACUUUAACCCCAACUUCCUGCACGCUGGACCAGGGCUGGCACAGAAAAAACGUGGAAACACCAGAAUAAUAACACUAGAAUAAUAAUCAUUCGUUUCACAUUUAUAUUCCCACGGUGCUGGGAUCUGACCGCUUCUUGAUGUUAUUUUAAAAACCAGUGAUCUACGUGUCUGAAAGAUGGUGAAGCCACAGAAAAAGAGGAGCCUUGUGGAUAAGGUUCGCAAAUCCAAGACCUCUGCUGAAAUCAAAAAUAACCCUUUCGAGGUGAAAAUUAACAGGAAGAAAUUUGAGGUUUUGGGAAGAAAAUCCAAACAUGAUGUGGGCCUACCCGGUGUGUCUCGGUCCAAAGCAAUCAACAAGAGAAAAGAUACACUUCUCAAGGAACAUCAAAACAAGCACAAGUCCAAUAAAUUUAUUGACCGGCGGUUUGGAGAAUAUGACACGAAUAUGGACCCCGAGGACAAGAUCCUCGAGAGGUUCUCCAUGGAGAGACAGAAACAACACGACAAGAAAGACAUGUUUAAUCUGAACGAGGAAGAGGAGCUCACUCACUACGGCCAGUCGUUGGCCGAGAUGGAGAAAUUCAAUGACCUGAUGGACAGUGACAGCGAACCAGACGAGAAAGGACUUCUGUCGGCGGAGCUCACCCGGUCCCACUUCGGCGGCGGCGGGGGUCUCCUGAGGAAGAAGGCAGGGGACGAUAAGGGGGGGGCACCGAGGGCCAAGAGCCGGCAGGAGCUGAUCGAGGAGCUCAUCCAGAAGUCCAAGCUGCAGAAGCGCGAGCGGCAGGUGCAGAAGGAAGAGACCUUUGAGCUGACUGAGAAGCUGGACAAGGACUGGAAGAGCAUCCAGACCCUCCUGGCCAACAAGCCCUCCAAAGCCGAGCGGGAUGAACUCCAGCCGGAGAAACCCAAGGUGCAGCUGGACGAGUACGACAUGAUGGUGAGGGAGCUGGGCUUCGAGAUGAAGGCCGCGCCCUCGGAGAAGCUGAAGACCCCCGAGGAGCUGGCCCGAGAGGAGCGGGAGCGCCUGCAGAGGCUGGAGGCGGACCGCCUGCGCAGGAUGCUGGGGGACGCGGUGGAGAGCGCUCCCAAGGCCCCGGCCCACCUGUCGGCCGACGACCUCAACGACGGCUUCAUCCUCGACAAGGACGACAAGAAGCCCCUGAGCUACAAGGACGGGAAAUGGCUGAGUGGGGAAGGGGAGGACAAGGGUGACGAAGGUGAUGACGAAGGGGAGGAUGAAGAGGGUGAGGGUGGAGAGGAGGAGGAGGAGGAGGAUGAGGAAGAAGACGAUGGAGAAGGGGUUGCCGUGGGUGAUGACGAUGAGGAUGGUGAUGAAGAAGAGGAUGAGGAGGCGGACAGCCACUCUGACCUGGACUCUGAAAAAGAGAGCGGGGAAGAGGCGGAGAUAAUGGAGGAAGAGGAGGAGGAGGAAGAGGCUGCACCCGGCGUCAUCCUGACCGAGGAGGAAUUAAAGGCACAGCAGGAAGCGGCCAAAUCAGAGCUGCCCUACACCUUCACUGCUCCAGAGAACCAAGGCGAGUUUGUGGCCUUGCUCAAGGGCCACUCCCCAGAUCACCAGUGUGUGAUCCUGGCUCGCACCCAGAAAUGCAACCACCCGAGUCUGGCUGUGGGCAACAAGCUCAAGCUGCAGAAACUCUUUGGCUUCCUGUUGGAGUACAUGGGAGACUUGGCCUGCAGCAGUCCACCUGACCUCGGCACCAUCGAUAAGCUCAUACCACAGCUGUACGACAUGGGCCAGAUGUUCCCCGACGCCGCCUCCAAGGCCCUGCGCAGCGUGCUGGCCGACGCCAGCCACGGCAUGGAGGAGGACCUGGAGGGCAGCGGGCGUUCCCCCUUCCCCAGCCUCGACAUGCUGGUGUACCUGAAGGUGGUGGCGCUGCUGUUCCCCACGUCUGACUACAGACACCCGGUCACCACGCCCGCCCUACUAUUCAUCUGCCAGAGUCUCUCCAAGUGUCCGGUGACAUCACUGCAGGAUGUGACAUCAGGCUUGGUGUUGUGUUGCCUGGCAUUGGAGUACGUCUCGCUCUCUAAGCGCCUCCUGCCCGAGCUCCUCAACUUCCUGUGUGGGAUAUUACACCUGGCAGUGCCGGACAAGACCUCUACAGGCUACUCGGUGGUGCCGCCGUUCAAGCACGCGGGGAAACACAGCGACCUGCUCCUGCUGUCCGAGCCACAGUCCAGCGCCACCUGGACCAAUCACACGCUGCCCCUGGCUCUGACUCAACACCUGGAGCUCACAGACAACCUGCACAGGGACCACCAUAGGAUGACCUGUCUCUCCACCUGCCUGGACCUGGUGAAGCACUGCUGUGUGCUCUACAAGGACUCAGCUUCGUUCACCGCCCUCUUCCAGCCCAUCCACACACUGCUCUCUAGGCAUCUUCCCCUCCAGACCCACCCGGAGGUCCUCCAGGAGCUGAAAACGGAGAUCCUGGCAGCCGUCGACGGCGAACCGCGCUCCCAUAAUCCUCUGUUGUUUGAGAAGCAGAAGCCCAUUCCUCUCCGGAUGUUCACUCCCAAGAUCGUGGAAGUGCUGGACUACGGGAAGAGACGAGGGAACACGAAGGAGCAGAAGGAGUCUGAGCGCACCAAGCACAAGUACAAGAAGGAGUUCAAGGGCGCGCUGCGGGAGAUCAGGAAGGACAACCGCUUCAUGGCCCGGGAGAAGCUGCAAGAGACCAUGAGCAGAGACUCAGAGAGGAAGAGGAAGGUGAAGGAGCUGUAUGGGAGCUUGGGCACCCAGGAGGGAGAGUGGAAGGCACUCAGAAGGAGGAAGAAGUGAGACGGUGUUCAUCAGCGAGAAGAUAUUUCAAAGAUAUAAGAAGGACAUCUCACCCAGAUGUUACAGAAAUCACCGGGAACUGUGAUUUCUGUGUCCAAAUGUUUGGACAACGUUUGGACACAUGUAACAAUGUGUAUAUGCUUGUGUAUUUGUGAAUAUAAAGCAUACAUUUCAUGUCCCAAGUUUAAAAUAAACUUGAUUUUCAUUUCCAAUGUAUUGGAAAGAAAAUUAUUUGUUUUGAUGCCAUGAUUGCAAAGAAUGCAACAUCGUGCUGGAUAUUAGAUGAGUCUUUGGGAGAGAAUGUGUUUUUCUCAGUUUCUAGCUUUUUUAAAUAAAUUGGUAUCUAACUUAGAUCAGAUGUUGGUGCUUUUUAUUUGCAACGGUUGCUUGGUUUAUUGACUCAAAUCCUCCAGGGUUUGGGGUCUCCAGGCUGAGGUUCAUCAUGGUCUUAAGUUGUCUUUUGCUUCGUGGAUCAAUGAGAAGCCGGGACCUAUUGGGCCUUAUUCAGCUAAUAAUAUUUACUUACCCGCCCCUCUUACCCUAACAUUGGACUGUUGCAGAACACAUUGUCGUGCACAACCCACCUGUUAAGCCAAUUCGUCUGUAUGACAAGCAGCCAUUUGUAACAUGGUUGCUAUGCAUCCCCUACAUGGGCAGAGCUUCAGAAUAUUUGUUGUAUAUAUUAUUAUAUUGCAAUUUAUUUCAAGUCACAUAUUGGAUGCACAUUGGUAACGCAACACUUACAUCCACAACUCGGUUUUAAAUUAUUACGUGUCAACUAGGAAAUGUAAAUUACUGUUUAUUGCCUGCAAAAAGCCAGCAACUGAAGGUGUAAGUAAUGGUGUGAUCUGACUCAUCACUUAUGUGGUGAACACCGUUAUUAAAUGGGAGCAAACUAGAUGCGGAUAUCUGCAUGAGUCAUGGAGCUCAGCGAUUAUCCCAAAUGAUUGAUGGCUUCUGUUUGUGUGACAUACUUUUCAUCAG